Molecule: messenger RNA, 2441 nt
Organism: Xyrauchen texanus (razorback sucker)
Lineage: Eukaryota; Metazoa; Chordata; Actinopteri; Cypriniformes; Catostomidae
Gene: basp1
Product: brain abundant, membrane attached signal protein 1
Exons: 2
Coding region: 16-870 (284 amino acids)
Source: RefSeq, a predicted model, not a curated record
UGUUUUUCAUGAAAUAUGAUAAUAAAUGAAUGUUGCGUGAACUGUAUAAAUAGUGUGGCGCGCAGCCGUGUGUCGUCUUGGCUCUCAGCGCGUCGCGCGCCCCCCGCCCCCAAACCGAAUACGAGAGUGCGCGCGAGAAAUGCACCGCGAGACAUACACCAAACAUCCCCAAUAAAUCCCACCGACGCCACGCGCACGGGAAAAAGGGCACUGAAGAAACAGCAGACGUUUGAGAAAGGAGCGACAGGAAAGGCGACCGCCGACGAGGUCAGAGGCAAAAUGGGAGGGAAGUUAAGCAAAAAGAAGAAGGGAUGCAAUGUGAACAACGAGAAGGCAAAAGAGAAGGACGCCAAGACAGAGGGAGCGUCGGCGGAGGAGAGCGAAGCUCCAAAAGACAAGGAGGAAGCGCCCACCACCACAGAGACGACUAAUGACACAGCAGCAGCCGGCAAAGAAGCCACGCCCGGUGCUGAUAGUAAUUCCACUACACCCAAGGAGGAGGAGAAAAGCUCUGCCCCUCCGAAAAAGGAGGAGCCUGCAGCUAAUGCUAAUGCUCCUAAAGCCUCUGAAUCCAAGACCAGCGAGGCCGCCAAAGCUGAGCCCGCCAAGAGCCCCGAUGCCCCACCUGAUAAAGCGGAGGAAAAAUCCACCUCCUCAGCUCCAGCAAAUGAGAAAGAGCCUGCAAAAGACCCCACCCCUGCUGCAAAAGAUCCCGCCCCUCCUGUAGCCACAGUGACGGAGAGCAAGGCUGACUCUGAGUCUAAAAAGACUGAGGCUCCGCCUACAAAGGAAUCCACCCCUGCAGAGCCAAUCACCACGGAGGCAAGCCCCGCCCCCAAAAAGGAGCAAGCAGUUGCUGUGCAGGAUUAACAGCUGGAACAGUGAAUGACAAGAUUAAUGAUGGAAUGAAAACAAAUCUAAUUAAUAAAACUUGCCUGCCCAUUUUCAAUUAUAUCAGUAAUUAUAAUAUUGAUAAUGAUGAUAGAAGAAACAAUAACAGUAAUUAUUAUAUCAGGCUGGACUUUGAUCAUCGUUUUGGCGAUAAACAUGAUCAUGGUGAAUAAGACUGAUGAUAGUUAUGAUAAAAAAGAUGAUAUUAUCUUUAAUAUCCAAUUGAACUUUGAUACAAACCACCAGCCCCAAACGCUUUCUCUCUCUUUCUCUUCUUAUCUUUCUUUCUACCUCCAUUUAAUAAGGGGUGGACUAAAAACAUGGAAUCUGUUCAUUGUCCUACUCUGAUUCUCACUUCCCUCCAUUUGAGUGUGAUGUGAUGGCAGUGGGUGGGGUUAACAUAUAUAUGUGUAUGUGUGUGUGUGUGUGUGUGUGUGUGUAUGGUAGUAAUAUUAGUAAUCCAGCAUCCCUGGUACAUACUUCAUAUUUCCUGUUUGCUGCUUUCUUGUUUGUUUGUGAUUGGCAUUGUGUCUUUGCUCAACCCCUGAUUUUCUGAUUUCCUUUGAUUCUCUCUCUCUCUCUCUCUCUCUCUCUCUUAAUCACAUAUCAAUAGAAAUAAAAUCAGUGUACAGCACAUUGAUCAUACAUACUCACAGGGUCCAAAAUUAACACUCGCCAAGUGCCAAAUGAGAGUACAAAUUAGCUUUUGCUAGUAAAAAAAAACUGAAUGACUCUAUAGUAAGGCUGAUAAAUCUACGAGAAACAUAAUAAAUGCAUGUUUCUUUAUCAAAAUGUAGGAAUGAUAAUCUGACCCUUGUUGUUGAUUUACGUCAUGUAAGCAAAUCAAAUACAUACAAAAUGUCAACUAAAGGAAAGUGAUAGUUUAAGUGUGUAUGUGUGUGUGUAGGGAUUGGGGAGUAUGAAGUGAAUGUGUGUGUGUUGUAAGAAGUCAUGCAUGGUAUGAGCAUGCAUUUUGUGAAAGUUUUUGCGUGUUUGUGUGUGUGUUAAUGGAGUUCUGGUCUUUCUGUACUUUGAAAGCAGCAGUUUUCAUGAUGUCAGAGAGAGAUGGAAAAAGAGAGAGAGAGAGAGAGAGAUAGAUAGAGAGAUAGAGAGUCCAGACCUCUAAACUCACCAAACAAGACACACUUCACACACUCACCACUCUCGUUGUGAGGGCUGUGUGUAUCUGUGUGUGUAAGAAUGUGUGUGUGUGUGUGUUUGCAUGUCAGUGGUUGGCCCUAUUGUUGUGUAUUUUUGGUUGCUGUGGAGAUAAUGUUGCUACAGGUGAUAUAUUUCAUUUGAAUUAACACGUGCUCUAUCUCUUCUCUGUUUGUUUCUCUCUCAUUCCUUUUCUCUAUUCAAACCUUUUCCAAAACUCCCUGGUAAAGUAAAAAAAAAUUAAAUUAAUAAAAUGGAAGAACUGAGAUAUAUGUACUUGUAUACAUGGAGCAACAUAAAUAAAAUGAAAGAAACAGAUUGAAAAUCAGUUCACACGUCUUGAUUUUAUAAGUGUGUGUGUUUCAAUGGAUUAAAGAGAAAAUCACAAAGCA